Cotesia congregata is the source of this 2600-nucleotide messenger RNA. The record is from the annotation of a GenBank genome assembly. NCBI's taxonomy places the organism in Eukaryota, Metazoa, Arthropoda, Insecta, Hymenoptera, Braconidae.
GGGACCGCAGUAGCAGCAGGUAUCUUGCUGAUAAUCUUCGCUGGUGUUUUGGCAGCGCUCUUUCCAAACAUCAUGGAAAUUUUGAUAAACCGGGAGGUUUCUAUAAGAGAAGGUGGUCGUGCUUAUGGAUGGUGGAAGGAACCUCCAGUAGUUCCUCACAUGAAUAUUUACAUUUACAAUGUAACAAAUGCUGAUGAAUUCCUCAACAACGGCGACAAGCCGAUUCUUCAGGAGCUUGGGCCCUAUGUUUAUUUGCAAAAAUGGGACAAGACUAAUAUUAAAUUCAAUGACAAUGGCACUGUCAGUUACAAUGUCAGAAAGCGGUUUGAGUUUUCAGAGGAAUUAUCUAGCGGCUCAGAAGAUGAUUUGGUGGUAGUACCAAACGUUCCAAUGCUGUCAGCAACUAGCCAAUCACGUCACGCAGCUCGAUUUCUUCGGCUUGCCAUGGCCUCAAUAAUGGAUAUCCUCAAGAUAAAGCCGUUUGUCGAGGUCUCGGUCGGGCAAUUGCUUUGGGGUUAUGAAGAUCCAUUACUCAAGCUCGCCAAGGAUGUAGUGCCUAAAGAACAGAAGUUGCCUUAUGACCAAUUCGGAUUGUUUUACGGAAAGAAUGGUACUCAUCCAGAUCAAUACACAAUAUUCACCGGGGCCUCGGACAUCAGCAAAUACGGAAUGAUGGAUCGAUGGAAUGGCAAAGAUGGCUUCAAACACUGGACUACAGAUGAAUGCGACAACGUAUUGGGUGGUGAUGGUAGCAUUUUCCCACCACAUAUCAACAAGGAUUCAAAGCUCAAGGUCUUUGAUAAAGAUCUUUGCAGAACUCUUCCUCUUGUCUUCAAGAAAGAAGUGAUGGCUGAAGGUGAUGUUCCCGGAUACAGAUUCGUACCGCCAAAAGAUGUUUUUGCAGCAGCUGAUCGUAUUUCUUCUCAGUCAUGUUAUUGUCCAGGUGGACCUCCUUGUGCUCCAGAGGGUACUUUCAAUGUUUCACGCUGUCAAUAUGACUCACCAGUUUUGCUAAGUUUCCCUCACUUUUAUUUAGCUGACCCAACAUUACGAGAAGCAGUUAUUGGAAUAUCACCACCAGAUGAGGAAAAACAUCAGUUCUUUAUUGACGUCCAGCCACUUAUGGGAACUACAUUGAGAGCACGUGCUAGGAUUCAGAUAAAUCUUGCUGUCAGCCAAGUUCGUGACAUCAAACAAGUUGCGUCUUUCCCAGAUAUCGUCUUCCCGAUCAUGUGGUUUGAAGAUGGUGUAGAUGGCUUACCAAGUCACGUAACAUCACUGCUGAAGAUGGCCGUGGAUGUUCCGCCAAUAGCUCGAGCAGCUCUUUCAGGUGCUCUUGCUGCAGCAGGUGCCAUUGUUCUUCUCGGUGCGCUAUUGUGUCUUGCCAGGGCGGCAAAACAUCAAGAAAAGCUUCAUUUGAGCACUCCUCUACCUCCAGGUACAUCCAAACAGGGAAAUAUAAACCCUGGCUUUCAAGGUUCCAUGAAUAAUCCCUGUAAAAAUGAGAUAAUCGAUAAUUAUACAUUAUAAUUAUGAGAUGCAUCAAUUUAAUGAGAGAGCAAGAGAGUUGGACUCUUGGAAGAUACUGUAGAUUUGUUUUUAAAAUUUAAUUAAUUAUAUUGUAGACAAACUAACAAUAACUAGACUUAGAAUAGACUUGAACUGUAAUAUAUGCCGACAAUCGUGAUGAUCUAUGACUAUCACGCAAUUGUUGCGAAAAUAACGAUUGUAUAAUUAUCGUGAGAAAGUUAAAGGUUACAGGAUAGAAUUUUUUAUUCAGAGGGAAGGUGAAAGCAAGAGAAAGGGACUGAUGCUCAAUCGUUUUUGUGUUAAAAUAUCAUUUAUUAAUACACAAAAACAUACAAUAUACAAAAUUAUAUUCAACAGAAUAUACUUACAUAUAUUUGGAAUAAAGUCUCUUUCUCUGACUUAGUCUUCUCUAUACAAAAGCUCUCUUUCUCUCAAAUCAGAGCUGGUGUUUAUUUUAUUUUAUAUUGUUUUUUUUUUUUUUUUAUUAAAUUAAAGAUUUGCGUAAUAUCGUUCGGAUUAAUUUGUUACGACCGAUCGCUCAUUUUUUAUUAGUGGGUCGAGGUCAACAGAUAACAGGAUCUUUGUAAAAAAUACUUUUUUGACAAUCUCUAGUAAUUUAAUCUGUAUAUUAUGUCUGUCUAUAAUUUAUUCACGUCUCACUCGCGAGAAUUCGACCAAUAUAUUGACAUAUCAAUACUGUUUUUAAUACACAAAUGUGUACUGCUCAAGUUUUAUACUUGUUCGAACGAAAAAAAUUUAUUUAAAAUUUAAAAGUGUGCUGAAAAAAACUCUUUUUAAAUAUUCAAUUUCAUUAAGCUAAUAGUUAAUUGGUUAAAUAUUUCAGUCUAUGAAUAAUAUAAUAUUAAGAAUUAUUUAUUAAGGUAUUUUAAGUGAAAAAGAAAGUAAUGGUUUUAAAUUUUUAAAUUUUAUAUUGCACGAGAUUAAGAAGAAACUUAUAAAUUGGCUUGUUAUUGCAUUCCGUCCAAUCAAUGUAUUUAUAUUAUGUGUGUUUAAUUAUAUUUAAUGUUUAUUAUUAUUAUUAUUAUUAUUAUUAUAAUUAUUAAUAUUAU